This is a messenger RNA of Caenorhabditis bovis, 402 nucleotides long. Lineage: Eukaryota; Metazoa; Nematoda; Chromadorea; Rhabditida; Rhabditidae. The record is from the annotation of a GenBank genome assembly.
AUGGACGGGUUUGCCGAAGCAAACCUACUGCUCACGACUGCUCUGGAACAACUCGACGAUAUCCUCAAGAAUGACAUUGACAAUGGUAACGCCGAUGAUGAGAGGUCUUCGAAGGAAAAUUGUACAAGGACGUGGAUAACAACCGAAUGGAAAGGUCGCGCCGAGUUCAGUUCCGAUGGUUCUUCCGGAGUCGAAUCACCGCCAUCUGACUUGCCAACGUCAUCAUCAUCAGUGUUCAACCCACCAAGAAUUUAUCAAGAUUUUGUCAAGGCAAUCGAUGAGCAUAUGAUCACAGAGAGACCAGAUCUCGAGACUCGUCUCAAAAUCAUGCAAUGGGUUGCUGGUCGUACGCUAAUUGACAUUAUAACUCAAUUUGCUGUGGCGCCGUACGGAGUCAAAUAG